CCAGCGAGGGGCUUGGGCGAACGCCAGUGAGAGUCGCGCCGCCAGUGCGGUGGAGCAGGAAGGUGACGAGUGGGCUGCGCUGGCGGAGUAGCCGUGCUAGUGUGGCGAACGACAAGCGAGGAUGGCUGCGGACAGUCCGCGGACACCGCUGUCGCUGCUGCCGCCGCUGCUGCUGCUGCUACUGGCGAUGACGGGCUCGGCGCUGGCGCUGGAAGGGCCCAACGUCUGCACCAAACAGGAGACGUACACGAAGGCGAUCCGUACAUCGUACCUGGCGCCGUACCGGGUCCGGACCGUCACCUGGUGCCUGGGCCUGCCGCCUUUCUGCACGAAGUACAAGACGGCCUACACGACCAAAUACAAAACGGAGGCCAAGGUCAAGACGCGGACGGUGGAACUGUGCUGCAAGGGCUACACUGAGUCUGGCAACCGUUGCCACGCGGUCUGCUCGCCCGAGUGCCUGCACGGCCGCUGCGCCGAGCCCAACACGUGCGUCUGCGAGUCUGGCUACGGCGGCCCCACCUGCGAGCUCUCGUGUCCGGCCGGCAAGUGGGGUCGUGGCUGUGUGAACGAGUGCGCCUGCCUGAACGGCGCCAGCUGCGACCCACUGAGCGGCGCGUGCUCGUGUGCGCCCGGCUGGCGCGGCGACCGAUGCCAGGAAUCAUGCCCGGCCAACACGUACGGCCUGGGGUGCGCCGAGCCGUGCCAGUGCGCCAACGGCGGCCGCUGCGACGCCGCCUCCGGCGCGUGCAACUGCCUGGCCGGCUGGACGGGCCCGCUCUGCCAGGACCACUGCCCGCCGGGCACGCACGGCGACCAGUGCACCCAACGCUGCCAGUGCCAGAACAACGGCUCGUGCAACCCCGAGGACGGUAGCUGCAUGUGCACGCCCGGAUGGGAGGGUGACGUCUGCGGCAACCGAUGUGUUCGUGGCUCCUGGGGCCAGGACUGCGAGCGCCGCUGCUCCUGUUACAACUCGGCCACCUGCAACCACGUGACGGGCGUGUGCGAGUGCACGGCCGGCUUCAGGGGGGCUCAGUGUCAGGAGCAGUGUCCGCUAGGCACAUGGGGCCUCGACUGCGCUGGCAACUGCACGUGCGACAACGGCGCCACGUGCAACAUAGCGGACGGCAGUUGUCAGUGCGAGCCGGGCUGGACGGGCGCCAACUGCAGCCGCCGCGUGUGCGAACCGGACCGCUUCGGCCAAAACUGCGUGGGCGUGUGCACGUGCGACCCCAACAACACCGAACAGUGCCACCCCUGGACGGGCGAGUGCAAGUGCAAGCAGGGCUGGGCUGGCCGUCUGUGCGUGCGGCCGUGCGCCUACUACAGGUUCGGCGAUGGCUGCCAGGGCCUGUGCAACUGCAAGAACGGCGCCUUCUGCGAUCAGUUCAACGGCACGUGCACGUGCAGCGCAGGCUACAUCGGCGAAGACUGCGGCACCCACUGCCCGGCCGGAUGGUACGGCCGCGGCUGCCGGCUGGCCUGCGACUGCGCCAACGGCGCCGCCUGCAGCCACGAGGACGGCCACUGCAACUGCACGGCCGGCUGGUCGGGCCUCAGCUGCAGCUCGCCCUGCCCGGCCGGCAAGUACGGGCUCGGCUGCAGAAGCAACUGCCUGUGCCAGGGCGGCGCCGCCUGCGACCCUGUCGACGGCAGCUGCGUCUGCGCCGCCGGCUUCAAGGGUGAACUGUGCACGGAGAAGUGUGACGAGUUCACCGCCGGCAUCGGGUGCAAGCUGCGCUGCUCCUGUGUCAAGGAGAACAGCGAGGGCUGCGACCCGGUCACCGGACGCUGUAUCUGCAAGCCCGGCUGGCGAGGUGUUAGGUGUGAGACGCAGUGUCAGGAGGGCCGCUACGGGCCAGAAUGCAAGGACGUGUGCCACUGCAAGAACCACUCGUCGUGCGACCCCAAGUCGGGCCUGUGCACGUGCGCGCCCGGCUGGAAGGGCUCCGACUGCACCGUACCCUGCGAGGAUGGCCGGUUCGGUCUGGCGUGCCUACAGACCUGCCCCGACUGUGCACACGUGACAGGCGACGGCACCUGCGACGCCGUGACGGGACGGUGUCCGUGCGCGCCGGGCUUCGCCGGCCAGCUCUGCUCCGAGUCCUGCCCGCGCGGCAAGUACGGCCUCAUGUGCCUCAAGAGCUGCGACUGCGACCAGAACGCCGAGUGCGACCCCGUGACCGGGGAGUGCCGGUGCUACGCCGGCUGGCGCGGCGAGCGCUGCAGUAAGCGCUGUCUGCCCAACACGUACGGCAUGAACUGCGCCCAGAAGUGCGAGUGCCUCAACAACGCUACCUGCCGUCCGCUGGACGGCGCCUGCAGGUGUCCUCCCGGCUGGACAGGGGCGAGGUGCCAGGAGAUAUGCCCGGAGGGCUACUACGGCAUCCAGUGCAUGGAGACCUGCACCUGCAAGUCCAACAACUUCAUGUGCCACCCGGUCCAGGGCUGCAUCUGUCGGUUCGGCCACACCGGUGAGGAGUGCGACAUUCCGAUCCGGUCGUCGAGCCUGCUGACGGACCCGGCCGGCGGGCCGGGCACGGCCGGCGUGUCGGCCAUCGUCGUGAGCGUGCUCAUCCUGGUGGCGCUGGUGGUCAUCCUAGUCAUCAUCUACUACCGGCGUCGACUGUACCGGCUCAAGAAGGAGCUGCACCAGGUGGUGCAGUACUUCCCGGAGAACAAGGACCCGACAGACCCGCAUCAUUUCGACAACCCGGUGUACGCCUACCCGGGGGGUAAGACGCGCGCCGACCCGCUGCCGCUGCCGCCCAACAUCCCGCCGCUGGUGCAGAACGACCUGGGCGGCGCCACGCCCGCCAAGCAGCUGGCCCUGGACGAGGAUGAGGAAGGCGCCGUUGGGUACGACCCCACCCUCCUGUCGAAGAAGAUGAAGAACUGCAGACAGCGGCAAUCCAAACAUAUACAACAGCAUCGAGGACCUGAAGGCCGACAACAAGAAAAUGGAGCACGUGUACGACGAAAUCAAAGGCGCCAGGGUGAUGCUGGAGGAGGGUGGCGCGGAAAGCCCGCUGCUGACAGCGCCCGGCCGUGCUGUUUCCCCGUUCGACGUGCAGUGGAGCUUCCAGCAGGAGUCCGGCCGCCGUCCAGAGACCGAGUACGACCGGCUGGACCACGUGCGCGCCACCAACGCGCCAAAGCCGCACUACACGCAGAUGGACGGCACGCUGCGCAAGUCCAAGUCGAAGAUCAUGGACAGUGAUGAGGACAACGAGUCCGCGGGGUCGUAGUGUCUGCGGACGGGCAGUCGAACGGGUGCGAACGCGCCGUGGGUCGGCACGAUCGGGGCCGCCGGCGCGUCCCCGGUGCGUGCCCGGCCUGUGAGACGUACCCUUGCUCGGCUGUCCACCGGUGGCGAGGGCAAGUGCUGUGCUGAGGCUCGUGUGAAAGACGCACGGUGAGCGGCUGCUGGGUGGUCCGGACUUCCGCGCGGAUGCGCGGCCUCGAGCGGUGCUCGUGCUCCGGUUGUAGCACCGGUGAGUUGUGCUGCGGUGCUCGUGCCCUGGUUGUAGCACCGGUGAGUUGUGCUGCGGUGCUCGUGCCCCGGUUGUAGCACCGGGGAGUUGUGCAGCGCGCUUGCGUGCUAUGAACACGGGCCGGGUCGUGUUCUUUGUUUACCCACGACGUGGAGCUUUUUGGUCCCCGUCGUCACACACAUUAUGUCAUUUUAGGGGCUUGUGCAGGGAAUGGGCGUCAUACGAGCCGAUGGGUGGGAGGCACGACGCGUGCGCUUCCCUGCUUGCAUUGGUUGAUUUAUUUUACCAUGUGUAUAUUAUUUUUGCGAGUUAUUUUCUACACUUGUCUCGUAGUAAGAGACUGAUGCACAAAAUCACCGCAAAGUUUCCUUCGGGUGGAUGCGGUGAGUUUUACCUUUUAAAAGUUGGCUUGCAAUGGUUACCGGAGGAUCUUUCCAGCUUUGGCGAUCCUAUGCUCUCUUUGUUAGCCAGUUGACUAACUAUUGCUAACAUAUCUCACGGUCAGCUUCCCAAAUGGUCACAUCACAGAAUAUGUCCUAGUCUUUCGCGCGGACAAAGCUCACACGUCUUUCGCGGUGAACGCGGUGUGUGUGCUCUGCAUUACGCCAUGUCUGUUCAGUGACCAACGACGGGUGCGUAGUGCGCCAGGAGGGCUCAAGAUGCCAAUGUUUCGGCGCAUUUCAGGACUCCUUUCGUAACUUUUAUUUUCUCUAGGUUUACGUGGCACCAAAGGUUACCGAAGUGAAAUGUUAUCGAACAUAUAUGCUUAAGGGUAUAUAUAUAUAUAUAUAUAUAUAUAUAUAUAUAUAUAUAAUUGGCGUGGAUUGGUGACUGCGCGUGCCGUUGAUGGUGUCGGCUCUCCACUCGCAGCGAGAUAUCGAGUGAAUGUCUGUGAUGUCGUUGUUGCUGUGUCGUGUCAUUCCAGCCCCAUAUCACAGCCGCCGACUUCCCCGGAGUCGUCGGCGGCCCGUCACAUCGCUAUGCAAACAUAUGCUAAGUGUGGGGCAGAGUGAGGGCCCCGUGUGGAAGGGGAGGGGUGGGGUGUUGAGUCGGUUUAUUGGCUCGACUUCUUGUUUUAUAUUGCGCUGUUGGUGAUUUCGUGUAGAGGAGCUGGCGAAUCUGAAUUCGAGUUUUUCUGCGCAGUGUAUAACGUUUAAUUACCACAUGUGGCGAUUGAAACGGGGUGUUAGUUGCACGGAUGGAAUCAUUGCGCGGACUUCCGUCCUGGCCUAGGGUGUGUUGGUAUGCACACGACGUUUCAUCCAGUGAACUCUCCGGCCGUUGUCAGGUGUCAGGUGACCCCCGGGAAGGACUGGAUGAUGCGUAGAUUCCCGCCAUGCAUGCGUCACGACCCGAAUGCCCCGGAAGUGCUGGGAUUCGACAGGGCCUUCAGGUCCAAGUUCUGAUUGGUUGACAACUUAAAAGUUCGAAUCCUGGUUCUAAUUCCAGCAAUUAAAGCUCUGGCUUCAGUCCAACAACGUCCAAAUUAUUUCCGGGACUCCAUAUCAUUGGGCGACGGCUGGAGUGUUAGCCGGCCGAAGCGCUGUGUGCACACUGACACACCAGUCCAGGACGGCUGUUCGAACAGCUGUUCUGUCCGCGACGUGUGAGGUUGUCCUGCUGUUAAUCGUGAUGCUCCUUGGGAGGGUGGAUCGUAUACGUGCAUUGCUGAGAACACCUGGUGGAUGUGAUUAAUUAAUGCUGAGCGUCCACUGGACGCGAUAUGCGGGAAUUGCGAGCGCCACAAAUGAAUGUGAUUGAAUGAUGCAUCCCAUUGUAUUGCGUGAACAUACUCCAACUGUAACAUUUCGCCAUUGACUACGUACUUGCACACGUUUUCUGCACAUCCACGGCCGAAGUUGGGCAUGCAAAGUUCUCGUGUGGUUGCAUGCACGCCAAGGUUAUAUGGGAUGAUUUUUGUACCUACUGCAGAAUUGUGACCAUAUUAACCUGUAAAUACAGUGCAGGAUUGUCCCA
This is a messenger RNA of Pollicipes pollicipes, 5474 nucleotides long. RefSeq names its product multiple EGF like domains draper (gene drpr). The transcript has 19 exons. Gene Ontology annotation, molecular function: protein binding; scavenger receptor activity. Bases 122 to 3223 code for a protein of 1033 amino acids. The record is from RefSeq and is a predicted model, not a curated record. NCBI's taxonomy places the organism in Eukaryota, Metazoa, Arthropoda, Thecostraca, Pollicipedomorpha, Pollicipedidae.